Messenger RNA from Gamsiella multidivaricata, 3005 nucleotides. Its product is annotated as exocyst complex component Sec5-domain-containing protein. The transcript has 11 exons. Bases 201 to 2948 code for a protein of 915 amino acids. Gene Ontology annotation, cellular component: exocyst. NCBI's taxonomy places the organism in Eukaryota, Fungi, Mortierellomycota, Mortierellomycetes, Mortierellales, Mortierellaceae. The record is from RefSeq and is a predicted model, not a curated record. Gene Ontology annotation, biological process: Golgi to plasma membrane transport; exocytosis.
AUUUAAAUCACGUUACUUGUGCCGCCAAAAACGAUGAGGUCUGAUGCAGGACAAGCUGCUCCUUGGCAAACCAUCAACCCCGCUCCUUCCAUCAGACCCAUCGGCGCACGGUCUCAGUGGGACUCUCCUCCUCUCGACAACACUACCUAUAUACCUAUACCUAUACUAAUAAGAGGAUAUAAAGCGCCCGUUCAGACAGGAUGGGAUCGACCAUCAAGGACAUUCAGGAGAUUGAACUUCUCCGCCACUAUCAUCUGGACAAACUCAACCCGGACAUCUGGGUCGACGAGGAAGACUUGCCUUCCUGGGUUCACGACGAUGAUAUCAACACGGACCAUGGUGGACGACUUACUCCACGCGAGAAACGAAGCCAGUCUAUGGAUGAUGAGACAUUUACUCUUUCUGAACAAGUUGAUCUUUUGGGACUGGUCAAGGGUAACAUUCUGAAGUCGAAGAACGUCCGGGGAGACACCAAUUUGAUCUCUUCGACGCAAAAGAGCUUCAGUCCACAGCGGUACCUACAUGCGGUGCAUGCCGAUACCUCGUACGAUGAUCUUUGUGUAGGAGUAGAUCGCCUAAAAGCAUCAAUUGACCAGCGAUCAUCGGGUCUGAAGGUCUUGGUCCAAAAUAAUUUUGACCGCUUCGUGAGUGCCAAAAAUGUCAUCGAUUCUGUCUAUGAUGAUAUGAAGGAAAAGACGCUGAAUGAGGCCCAGGAUUGGGGCACGCACCGACUGAAUAACAUCCUUCGAGAAUCAUACGGAAAGGCGCAUGAUGUCAUCAAUCCUGUUUUAGAGCGUCGCGAAAAGAUUGAAAAGCUGCGAUCGACAGUGGGACUGUUGGAGCCCUACCGGCUGUUUUUCAACCUCCCCAACACUUUACAGGAGAGUAUCAAACAGGGCAAAUACCAACAGGUCGCUCGCGACUACAAUAAGGGCAAGGUGCUGUUGGCACAGGCCUUCCCCAGCAAUGCCUCAGCCCUGAGUAGCGAUAAUGCUUCAACACAUUCACAUUCGUCGUCCAACUUGAUCGAGACCAAGCGCAAGGUGUUUGAUAGAGUCUGGUCAGAAGUUGAGAGAAUUGUCGCACGACUGAGAGCCGACUUGGAGUCACAACUGGAAGAACCCUGGAGAGGAAUGGAGGAACAUGAACGGAAUAUCAGGCUAUUAUUCGAACUGGAUACCACAACAGAUCCUGUGUGGCACUGUCUGUCAAGUCAAUACCGAUGGAUUAAAAAGAUUAUGGCGGAAUCGUACGACGAGCAGAUUAUCCUUGUUGAAGAGAUGCGCAAAAAAGAAGAAUAUCUGCACAGCCAGGAUAUGACUGCAAGUGGCCGCAAUACGCUGUAUAAGCAAAUCCUGGGUGCGGUGAACUCUAGCGAAUUCGAAACUAUGUUUGCCAAAGAGCCAGAAGUCAAGGUAUGGCUAGCGAUUUCAACCGGCGUUAAGACUCUUUCGGAACUUUUGCUGCGACUGCUGCCUGAUUUCUGGAAGUUAGCGACGACGUACAUGGAGGGUAAAAUCCAGAAGGUCCAACCCCAAAAGCGACGUACGGGUGUCAAUGUCGUGGAUCCGCAAAGAGUUGCGCAAUGCCAUGGAAUGGUCAAGGAUAUCCUUGAGCUCUACUCUUCACAGAUGUCUUUUAUGUUGAUCAACAACCUGAUGCCGGAGCCAUCGCGUCUUCAAAAUGAAUCGAACCAGGAGCAGCAUAACCAGGACCAGCCAGAGAUCUCGCGGAGAGAGAACUCGGUGGUGACAGCGUUCUUUUUGGGAAAGAUUGUGACGGAGGUUAGCAACUGUGUGAAUGAUGUGAAUGGCCUGAGUCUUCGCGGCGGUGCUUUUAUGGUUCUGGCAGAUAUGAUGCAGCGCGUUCGAUGGAAGUUUGUGGAGGUCGUCUGCGAGCUCUGGGGUGAAGAUGCCAAGGUGUUCUACAAGCACGAGGACUGGACUCUACAGACGGAGAACUCUCAGAUUACGCUUUUUGUGAGUCUCUUUUACCAGUUCCACGAGUACUGUCUCCGAUCGGCAUACAAGUACGCCAGUAUCUGGACUGCAACUACCGAAGAUUCCGUCCCAAACGAUGAUGUCUCAGCGGUGGUUCCAGUGCAGUACAUUGAGAAGAUCCGGCAAACAUUUUUGGACGCUUUGUACUCAUUUCUCGAUGGACUUGUGCACUUGGCCUUUGCAGAGGCAGAACAUCCGAACGACGGUCAGCAGGAGACCGGCGUCGGCGUUGGGUCAUUGGACAGUCUUCAUGGUAUCAAAAAAUCUAAAGUGAUUGAUAUUACUGAGCUGGACUCCAGGAUCCUCAUUACGAUCAGCAACUUGAGUGAGCUCAGAUCUGUGACGAUCCCAAAACUUCGGUCUGAUUUUGAGAAAAUAUGCGGUAUCAACCUGGCUGAGGAUGGAAAGACAUUGAUCGAGGUCGUGGACCAAUUGGAUAGCAUUCUAUUCGAUGAUUAUAUCAAGCGCAAAUCUGUAGUGGCAAGUCGAGUUAUCACAGAUGGCAUCUUGUACGGCGGGAUUGACUGGCAUACUGUCCCCAAGCCCAUUGGGGUCCAUUCGUAUAUAAAUGAGGCGCUGCUUUCACUGGUGAUCGUUCACGCACAGAUCAGCGAGAUUGCACCGCCACUAGUCUCACGGGCGCUGUCUGCGCUGUUGCUCAACAUGGCUCAAGACUGUCUGCGAUGCUUCCAGCAGGUGGAGCGGUUCGGUAUGGGUGGCAUGCUGCACGCAACUGUGGAGAUGGAGUUUAUGAACCAUACGCUGGCACAAUAUCAGACUCCGUCAUCAGACGAGAUCCUGCAGAUUAUCUAUGUGACGAUUGACCGGGCCUACCAAUCCGUUGAGGGCGAGAAUCUGCAGAAUGAGAUGGCGGCACUGAGGAAGGUGUUGGCGGACGCGAGGCAGGCUACUGCAGUACAGUUCAUGUGCUUUAAGAAACCGAAGUGAGAGCGACAAGAAAACGAGGUUUAAUUGAAAAUAAAGAUGAUGGGAUUGCAACAGGGA